Molecule: messenger RNA, 2307 nt
Organism: Dendronephthya gigantea
Lineage: Eukaryota; Metazoa; Cnidaria; Anthozoa; Malacalcyonacea; Nephtheidae
Product: early growth response protein 1-like
Exons: 2
Coding region: 153-1475 (440 amino acids)
Biological process (GO): regulation of transcription by RNA polymerase II
Molecular function (GO): DNA-binding transcription factor activity, RNA polymerase II-specific; RNA polymerase II cis-regulatory region sequence-specific DNA binding
Source: RefSeq, a predicted model, not a curated record
AGCCGGAACGAAGCAAACCAGACCAAGAAAGCACAAGUGUGAACUUCGGCUAGUCCGAACCAUCAAAAAAUAUUUUUAAAAGUUAUUGCUGGACAAUAACUUACUGUUGAUCAGUCCAAGUUUUAGUCAAAACCUUUUUUGUUUCUACAACGAUGACCUACACAAAUUGCUACGAUUACAGCAACAUGUUGACAGCAACAAACACGGACGCGUUGGGAAGUUUAGGCAGCCUCGCGAAGGUUGCCACCGACCAACUGCUAGGAUGGACGGAUCCGACUGGAUUUCUGACAUCUCAGCUGAAUCAUCAGGCGAACCAGGCCUGCCUCGAAGACUUCACUUUCGACUCGUUCGGCGAGCAGACCGUGCCAGGAGAUUAUGACUUCACACCCGUCCCCGACAUUAAACAACAACAAGACAUAAAGCCCGAUAUCAACCAACUUAAGAGUGCGCAACGUUUAGACCAGUUUAAAACGCCAUCUCUCAUUGACGUGUUUCCAUCGACGACCACCCCACCGCCAACAUCGCAAACAUCACCCUACAAUUCCCCACCGCACAGCCUAUGGAACCCGGACCGAACCAUUUUAACUUCUCUCGUCAGCAACGCGAACCCUAUAAGCACCGCUACACCAUUGAGCAGUUGUUCAACGCCAGCUUCAAUGUCGCAGCCACCAGUAUCCUGUAGUCUACAAAACGUUCAACCGCAGCCCGCUGCCAUGCUACAGAAGCUGCAACAACAACAGCAGUUCUUUGAAACCUAUCAGAAGGUAACCCAAGCCGCCUCGGCCUUCCCUUACACGAAAGCGCCGUCGCUUUCAUCCCUCCCGUACCUUCAGGCAACAGCAACUGUUAACAUGAAGUGGCCAUUGAUCAGCGACCCUAACCUUAAACUAGACGCGAGCCUCGACAAGCUGUUGAACACCACAACAAACGAUUUCUUGAACAACAACAUGCUCAAGGUCCCCAAACCCGUUCCCACCACCAACAACAACAACAACGGCAUCCACAGACCCGUCAAGGCUGGCAGCGGCAUCUUGAAGGUUAAACGCGGCGACCAGCUCACGAAGCGAGCGAAAACGCCGCCGAGUGAACGACCUUAUGGCUGCCCAGUUGAGACCUGUUCUCGAAGGUUCUCUCGUUCCGACGAGCUGACACGCCAUAUGCGAACCCACACAGGACAGAAACCUUUCCAGUGUCGCAUAUGUAUGAGGAACUUCUCGCGUUCCGACCAUCUUACAACGCACAUCAGAACCCACACAGGCGAGAAACCCUUCGCGUGUGAUACAUGCGGCCGACGCUUCGCGCGUUCUGACGAGAGAAGACGCCACAUGAAGAUCCAUCUUCGCGAACAGGCAAAGAAAGAGGAAGAAGCGAAGAAGGCGUUGGCUGCCCAAAGCCAUCCUAACCUUGCUACAGUUCCCUCGCCACAAUUCCAAGUUCCUUCCCUUUCACCAAUGCCAAGACCCCUGUCCGCCUAGACACUGUGAAUCCUUAAAACAACUUAGUAAUAGCACCACAAAAGCGCUGGCGCUUUUCAAUAUAUACCACAAAGAACCUUAUAUAACGAACAAUUUAGCACGUAGAGAAACACGUUUGUAUAUUAUUUAAAUAGUAUUUGAGAGAUGAACGUUUUAGGCUGGUCCUAAACAUUGUAUAUAUUUGUCGUUGAGAAGAAGAUCGCGAUAAUCGAUAAAGUGUGCAACAGCGUAUAGUUGAGUUGAUCCUGUGGAAUCGGGAUUUAAACGAGACGUUUACAGAAGCGGAGUAUAUUGGCCGUGCCACGCUCUCGCUUCGUAAUUUAUAGUAUAUUUUGAUUUCAAAAAUGUCGAGGCCGACUUGCCUCUAGUAUUUUUUGUUUCCAUAAAGAAAAAAAAAUAACCAAAUUAAUUUUUUUACUGAUUCUCGAAAUAAAAUCGCGAACGCAUUGAGCAGCUGUGUGUGAGAGCUGACGUGUCAUCUUCCCCGAAGGGCGAAGAAGAAGCUUGUCAGUGUGAAAUUUUCACCGCAAUAUUGGUGGUGUUGUAUAGAGCGCGUGUGGAAAUUUUGCAUCGACGGAUUUUCGUUGAGUGUAAACAUCAAAUAUCGAGUGAUUUUUAAAGCUGGGUCGAAAGCGAAUUUCCCACAGCGGUUGAAUGUGUAAAAGAACCUGUAGAACGGCGCUUUAUUUCGUUUUUGUUUUCUAAUAACCAAUGUACUCUAACAAUGUCUCGCGCCGGUUUGCGAAGCAUUAAAUAUGUAUUGUAAUAUAUCCGUGGCUGGCUCCUUGAAUAUAUGUAACUUUGAGUGAAAAAAUACAGCAUUUUGCCCAAA